Molecule: messenger RNA, 1173 nt
Organism: Aspergillus fischeri NRRL 181
Lineage: Eukaryota; Fungi; Ascomycota; Eurotiomycetes; Eurotiales; Aspergillaceae
Product: glycerate kinase family protein
Exons: 1
Coding region: 1-1173 (390 amino acids)
Molecular function (GO): glycerate kinase activity
Source: RefSeq, a predicted model, not a curated record
AUGAGAGUCCUCGUCUGUCCUUCCGGCUUCAAAGGCAGUAUCGAUUCCCAUGCUGCAGCAAACUGCAUUGAGGAAGGCAUCCUACGUGCUAUACCAACUGCAUCUAUCCGAAAGGUUCCACUAGCUGAUGGCGGCGAAGGAUUUGCUCUCGCGUUAGUAGAAAGCGCAGGAGGUUAUAUUCGCAGUGCCACUGUCACUGGUCCAACUGGGAAGCUCAUCCGCUCUUACUAUGGGGUCCUUGGGGACGAGCAGAAAACCGCAGUGGUCGAGAUUGCCGCUGCCGCUGGACUCAGUCUGGUGCCCCCAAACUGUCGAAACCCUUGCAUCACAACUAGUUUUGGCGUCGGCCAACUGAUUGCUGCUGCAUUGGACGAAGGUGUGCGGCGUAUCAUCAUUGGAUGUGGAGACUCUGGAACAAGCGAUGGCGGUGCAGGCAUGCUUCAAGCACUCGGAGCACGACUGAUUGACAUCAAUGGGAAUGAACUUCCUCAGGCAGGUGGGGGAGCGAGCUUAGUCUCGCUUGCGGAUAUUGAUUUUGCGGGCUUCGACCCGCGCCUGAAGAAGACUCGCAUUGAGGUCGUCUGUAACUGGCAGAAUGUCCUCUGUGGGCCAUACGGCGUGGCUCGUGUCUAUGCACCCCAGAAGGGUGCAACCCCCCAGCAAACAGAGAUCUUGGCAACAGCUCUGGACAUAUAUGCCUCUGUUGCUGAACGGAAGCUUGGACGAAGUGUCUCCAACGCCCCUGGUAGCGGUGCAUCGGGAGGCAUGGGGACAGGGUUCCUCCUCAUUGGGGCAGAGCUACGCCCACGAUAUGAAGCCGUUAUGCAGUAUUUCAAUAUCGAGGGCUUGUUCGAUGACUGUGAUUUGGUUAUUACUGCAGAAGGAGCAAUUGAUUACCAGACUCCGAGGGGAAAGAUCCCGGCCGAGGUUGCAACAAGAGCUAGGAAAUACAAGAAGCCCGUGAUUGUGCUGGCUGGGUCGAUAGGAGACAAUGCGGAUGCAAACUACGAUGUUGGCAUCAAUGCAUACACGUCUAUCUUGCAGCGACCAUCAACCUUGGACGAGGCUAUAGAUGAAGCAGAACGACUAUUGAUAGAGGGUGCAGAGGGAGCAAUGCGGAUGGUGAUGGUGGGAAGAAUGCUGAACAGCAGUCUUGCCUGGAAGACCAGAUGA